Oryzias latipes (Japanese medaka) is the source of this 1960-nucleotide messenger RNA. RefSeq names its product patatin-like phospholipase domain-containing protein 2. NCBI's taxonomy places the organism in Eukaryota, Metazoa, Chordata, Actinopteri, Beloniformes, Adrianichthyidae. Gene Ontology annotation, biological process: triglyceride catabolic process; lipid homeostasis; positive regulation of triglyceride catabolic process. The record is from RefSeq and is a predicted model, not a curated record. Gene Ontology annotation, cellular component: membrane; lipid droplet; cytoplasm. Gene Ontology annotation, molecular function: triacylglycerol lipase activity.
UUGAUCCGACUUUUCACCUUUGGAUGAUAAUUGAAGGUGUGGUGCAAAAGUGACAGCAUUUGAACAUAAUCUUUUCCGCAGGUUAAAUUCUGCGAUUGACUAAAAAAAAUGUUGGAUUUGGAAAAAGAAUGGAGCAUCUCUUUCGCAGGAUGCGGUUUCAUGGGAAUUUAUUAUGUUGGAGUCAGCAGUUGCAUCCUUGAGCGUUUCCCUCGCUUCAUACAGAACGCAAGAAGAAUCUAUGGAGCUUCAGCAGGUUCUCUGAUGGCUGCUAUUCUGACUCUAGGAGUUCCCCUUGAUAAAUGCUGUGCAGAUUUAAUGCACAUGGCCAAGGAAGCCAAGAAGCACAAACUGGGGCCUCUGCAUCCAGCUUACAACCUGCUCCAGUUAGUUCAGGACUGUUUGCUGGGCAGCCUUCCAGAGGACGCCCACAUUCGAGCCUCCGGGAAGCUCUGUGUGUCUCUGACCAGAGUGUCUGAUGGGAGGAACUUGCUUGUCUCACAGUUUAGCAGCAGAGAUGAUCUUAUUCAGGCACUUAUAUGCAGCUGCUUUGUUCCUCUCUACUGUGGUGUUAUUCCACCUACAUACCAGGGAGUUCAUUAUGUGGAUGGUGCUGUCAGUGACAACCUGCCUCGCUGUGACCAAGGAAACACCAUCACUAUCUCUCCAUAUGCUGGUGAGAGCGACCUCUGCCCCCGAGCAACCACGCUGACCUUUCAUGAAGUGCGUUUCAAUAAUGUCAGCAUCCAAGUCAACUCAGAAAACUUGUAUCGAGUGACCAGCACAUUCUUCCCCCCAGACCCUGAGGCAAUGGCGGAAAUCUGCCAGAAUGGCUACAUGGACGCUCUUCGCUUCCUGCAAGAAAACAAUCUGAUCAGCGGUGCGUCGCCCUUCAGGAGUCUGGACAAUGACGAAUGCAAGCAUGCUUGUUGUGAUCCGCUAGAUACAGGAAAGUCCACUGAGAAGCAGCAAGAACCGAAGCAGCCCGACAAAGACCACUAUUGGGUGGAUCCAAAGACCAUUAUGAAACUCCCAGUUAACAUACAAAAGGUCUUGUGUAAGGCGUGUAAAGAGACACAUGCUGUUGGGGGUUUGUUCACCCAAAUGACCGAUUACCUGCCAAAGAAAGUGACAUCCUACCUACUCUUUGAAUCCCUUGCUCAGAGAGUCAAGGGUUGGAUUCCAGAUGUGCCGAGAGAUAUUAGCUGUCUCUUUGGCCCUGCUGAAGGCAAGCAAGACUUGAAAGUCAAGGCAGAAGACAGGCACAGUCAGCCACUUUUGCGCAGGUGCACAAGCCUGCCAUCAGACCUGAAUCUGUGGAGUCAAAGAAGUGAGGUCAUCAAGGCCCUCACAUUGAACGCAGGGGUCAGUUCUGGGAUUGAUGAAGUCACCACAAAGUCAUCCUCCCCUGGUGUAGCUGGAGGCUGGGGUUUGGGCAGAGUAAUGGGGUGGCUGCAAAACCUUAAACCCAACAAAACAUCAGAGCUGAAGUAAAAGGUCAAUUCUGCACUUUUUGUGCAUUUGAUUAUUUCUACCCCUGUGGAAAAAUAGCAUUCAAUAAAAUGAGAAUCUGUGUUUUGUUGCAAUACUAUCAAAAAACAUGAGUAAACAAACUAGAAUAACAACAGUAGACUUGCUUUUCCAUCUUUUAGGUGUUUUUCAUGUUUUUAUUCAAAUUUGAAAUGUACUGAUUACACAAAAACCGCCACAAUUCCUCACAAACCUCUUCAACUUUUUUUAUUCUAGAUCCUUGUUUUUAAUGUGUAUCAUGCCGUUUUUGUUCUCUUACCAUCCUUGUCAAAAAGCUUCUAUCAUCCAUGUCAUUUUGACCAAAGGACACUAAGUAUGGCAAGUGGAAGUGACCAAAUACAAUCACACUAUGUAAAAAGAUGGUACUGACAAUAAUCCAUCAUGCAUUUUUAUUCAUUCAAAGCUUCAAUAAAACAGCUUUAACAGUCAAAGA